This is a messenger RNA of Linum trigynum, 2872 nucleotides long. NCBI's taxonomy places the organism in Eukaryota, Viridiplantae, Streptophyta, Magnoliopsida, Malpighiales, Linaceae. The record is from the annotation of a GenBank genome assembly.
CUAAUCCAUAUCACACAAGGAUUACACAAUGAAGAUGAAAAAGAAGGCCCGAAGAGUGACUACAUGGAGAAGAACGUUUUAUCAAAGAAACGUUUCAUAUGUCUCUAUAGUGUGUUGUCUAGCUGUUGGGCUUCGUUUCGUUUAGUUGCAUUAAUCGUUUGUUAAUUUAUUGUUUAGUGUAAGUGUAGCCAAUGGAAGACAUGUGGUAGUCCUAUGUAAUUAUUGUUCGUUACUUAAUGUAAAAGGCGCAGAGCAACUCAUUGUUGAUGUGUUGGUUUUCCUUACAAUUUAACCAUAUCUAGAAAAUUCUCAUGGUAUUCGAGACGUCGAUCUAGGCCAGCUACCACUCUAGCAAGUCCGACCAACAGCGUUGCCAUCUAGAAAUUAGCCAAACAUCCUUAUCCAAGAUAGUUGUAACAUUACAGUAGUCACUUGAAUCUUGAAUUCGUUGCAAAAGGAUACUAAGCAUUCUGCAAUGAGUCAUGAGAAUGCGAAGUCAUUUGGGAUGAGAUCCAACGUAGAUCUGGUCAAUUGCCAAUCAAUUGACAAACCUGAAAAUGAGAUACAUGGAUGGGAGUGUGGUACUGUGUCUAUCACUCAAUACUACAUGCUCAAUAAGAUUUUAUGAGAUUAGUAUAUAGACUAAUAGUAGAAUGUCACUGCAUCUCAGGCAAUCAAAAUCUUGUACUGUUGUGGUUGCUUAUAAUCGUAGUCGGCGACUGAUUCCCUUAUCAAGUUUCUCAAGGGCAUUAACCUUGAGUACGAAGUGUCUAGAAGCAACGGUUGAUGUUGAAGUCAUCACUAACUACGGUUGAUGUAGCAAUGACUUGUUGCAACAUGAAUGACUCACUCCUACUGUCACUCUAGAAAAUGGCCAAGUGUAACCACUUCCUAAAGCGUAGUAUAGCGGGUUUGGGUUUUAAUGUCAACCCGGGUCCUAGAUGUGAUGACUACUCAGUGAAUUCUUAUUAUCUAGCAGUGAAACUUAAGUGCAGGCUCAAACAAGCAAAAACACAAAGCAAGUUAAACGGUUGUUUCAAGUCGAGAGAGGUCACCCGGAUAUGGUUCCCCCUAGACUGCAGUUAAGCCGGAUUGCAAUUACUAAGUUCAGUUUCUAUGAAAGUUAUACUGCGGAAGGUUCUUAAACAGUCUGAAGUCUCGACUAAAGGUCUCCAGACCCUCUCAAUCUGAGUCCCCAGCGGGCGACUAACCUCCACCAGAGUAAACAGAUUGAGGCCUAAUGAACCAAACCUCCACUAUCGAAGUAAAUUCGGUACAGAAUAGUGAAUUGACUCCUCGACUAAAGUCUCCAAUUCACCACCUUCAAUUAAGGGUGCUCUAUUAACCUAGGCAGAUAUUCUCUUUCUAGGUUAAAGCAGAAAUAACAGGAAUUUGAUCAGGAUUCAAGUCGUUCAAUCAUUCAAGCCUCAAUUGAACAUAAUCAAAUCAUAAAAUAUGUACUUGGGUUCAUACAAUCAGACCUAACAUACAAAUCUAGGGUUCUCCAUACCCAGAUGAAUGAGAAAACUACUCCAUGGAGAAAGAAGCAAAAGCAGAUUCAGAUGCGAAACUAUACUGAGAAGGAUGGGUUUCUGCUCCUGGGCGUCGAUCGGCACUUCUCCAAGCUCAAGCUGGGCUCCAAUGGUGAUGAAGAUCAAGCUAGGGCACUUGGGAACUCUUGUUCGUCGCUUUCUCUCUCUAGGAAUCGCUCUGUCUCUCUACAACUCGGAACUCCCUCACUUGUGGCUGGAAAUUGGCUUAAAACCAGAAAAUCCCGACUCACACGGCCAUGUCACACGGUCGUGUGACUCUCCCAGCUGCCCGUGUGGCUUUGCAAAACGCGGCGUUUCGUUAAGUGACUUCAGGCUUCCUACGCGGCCACGACCCACACAGCCGUGUGAGUGACCAGGCUGCCCGUGUGGGAUUUGUCGAGCCUUCACACGGCCACAAUGGGUCUCCUACACGACCGUGUGGCCUUUGGGCAUGCCCGUGUGGCUUCUCAGCUUCUCGCCAAACGUCCAGACUUCGUCCAAUCGACCCCGAACUCAUUCCUAAACCUUCAUUCACGUCCUAGGACCUGAAAUAUCACAAACAAGAACAACCUAGCGUGAAAUCGGCCUAAUACGCGGGAAUCGACAUCUCAAAUGGCUCAAGAAUAGGGGUAGAAACAUGCGUAAUUAUUGGUCUAUCAAACUCCUCCACACUUAACCGUUUGCUUGUCCCCAAGCAAACCUAACUCAAACCAAUGCAGCUCUCCAGACCUCUAUAGCAACAAACAACCCCGAUCGUCGGUAGAGGAUUUUCUAGAUCAUAUAGCAGCUUACGAGGUCAACUGGUCUUUUAAGACAUUCCCUAUCUCUCUCAAUGCGAGUAAUAGACUCAAGCCAGGAUCAUGAGAAGAAGUAGAAGUAAGACAGUCAGUUCAUGGAUAAAGGGACUCACAACAUUCACAACCAAAGGCUCGUUGUACCGGGGUGCUCUUUCACUUCAUUUCAUCGUUGGAACCCCUUUUUCACUUUCAUUUUACUUUUUUUCUUCUUUUUAUUCACUUGGUGGGGGUUCCAACUGCAGUCUUUUGCACGAUCGACCCUUAUUAGUCGAGCAAGAGCAAUUUAUGUACAUCUGGCACUCGCCAAAGUACUUCUUUUAACUCCUUUUCCUCAACUCGUGUGGAGGGUCAAUGAAAUUAAGGGGGUUCGGAAGCUGUAUCCGUGCCCUUAAAAACACAUCCUCAAGUAGGCAAACCGUUCAACGGGUGGAAGUUUUACUUGUACUAGAGACGGCUUAGCUUCACCUUGUAGGAGUACCCCACUAAGGAUCACUAAAAUCUCUUCCAAAACCCGAUUUUGUGCAAUGAACGGUGCCGCACACG